Molecule: messenger RNA, 1428 nt
Organism: Penicillium psychrosexuale
Lineage: Eukaryota; Fungi; Ascomycota; Eurotiomycetes; Eurotiales; Aspergillaceae
Exons: 2
Coding region: 1-1428 (475 amino acids)
Source: RefSeq, a predicted model, not a curated record
AUGUCGGAGGACUUUGAGUCGCUGCCUCCAGCAGUACGAAGAAAGUUCUUCUCGAACGUCGAGCGUUUACGUAUUCGGCUAGCCCAGAGCGAUCACGGUUCCCCUGCCUACUCCACAUCAAACUAUCAGACGGAUAAUCGGGUCUAUCGAGCCCCUCGUCUUGGGUCGGACCAUCACUCGCGUGGUUUGCGGAACGGAUCUAGGAAGCGAGGGCUCGAGAAGCGUCCUUCUUCUUCCAAGAAAUUACACAAACCCGGAUCUCUUCAAUUGGCGUAUUUGGCCGCCCAGGCGGACUCUCAAUGCUUUCAUGCCCUGCCCGCCAAGAUCCAACAAAAGCUUUUCUCCCCCGAAGAACGUAGACGUUUGAGGAACGCUUAUCGGCAAAGUCUCAUCUACGACGCCGCCGACGAAGCUUACCGCCGAGAUUCUGGUCGAGAUUCUAGACAAUCUCGCUCUUCCACCGACACUCACUCCUCCCAGGCAACUGUGCCUGUUGUUCAGUCAUCGACCGCCUUUUAUUCAGACUCCGAGUCGGAUGACGAAGACCCAAACAUGGAUCAAACAUUCCAUGAUAGUUUCCGCUGGCUCGACGAGGAUGGCGAUCUUGAUUUAUCUCUCGAUGAAUACCAUGCUCAUGUGGCAGAUGCUGCCACGAGAAAGAGAAUCCGUCCCUCCUUCCGCCGCUCCUUAUCCUUUUCAAACCAUCUUCGCAAAACAUUAGAAAUCACAACCAUUUCGGCUCGGGGACUCCCGCCUGUCAGCCAGUCCCAGCCGUUAACCCCCCUCUCCGACCGAACCCCCGAAUCGCCCUCGUCAUCCAGCUCGAGCAUCGACCCCUGUGCCCAAUACUAUCAAGACCCCGAUGCCCGCUUGAAAUUGCGCGUAUACCUGGCAUCGCCACAAAAGUUUGACGAAGCCAUUGAAUUCGGAUUCCCCUCUCUGGAUCAAAAUAAUAAGGAGAAUGUCUCCCCGGAACCAAUCACACCGAAAUCUAUCUCCCCGAGACCCACCCUAGUCAACUCGGAUUUUGGCACAUUCUUCGAAGACGACGAUGGCACCAUGGUGGGGAGCCCAGGAUCGGUAGAAAAAGAACCAAUCCCUUCGCCCGUGCUCACACAGUGGGACGCGCCCCGACCCUCCGAAUCAUCAGUUCUCUUGCAGCGACGCCAGUCGUCCUGGCUGCCCGGGACCAAGGCAGUCCCACAACGGCUUCCGGGAAACCGUGAGAUGACUCUCAAAAUGACCCUCACUCGGCCAGACCUUCGCACCUACUCUCCCAGCCCCCCGACUUCUUCCACAGGAAAAGAAGACCCCUUGCGAUUGGCUGAACUUCCGCCAGCGGAUCGCAGCCAGUCCAUAUGGGACUCGGACCUUGACGAGCAAGGUAUGGUGAAGAGGAUGUGGCGCAAGCUCCGACGCCGAGUUUGA